UUCAGCGCGCGCCGCUUCCUGAGCGGUCCCCUCCCGUGCGCCCCGCCCCGUUCUCUGGAGGCAGCAUCUUCUGCCGUGGCAGCAGCCUUAACAGCAGCCGCAGCCUCAGCAACAGAAGCAGAAGCAGCGGCCCCAGCCCCCGCCCUGAUCCGGCAGCAGGUGCCUCACCAGCCGGCUCCACCCUCCGGUUCUUCCCUUUCCAAGCAUACUCACCUUCCUCCUCUUGGCCAAGGUCCUCAGUCCCUUCAGCCCUCACCCGCGCCCCAGCCUCUCUCCUGUCCCCUCCAAAUGCAGGCUGCUGUCACCCUCCCCGAGGAGAUCCGUUGGCUCUUGGAAGAUGUGGAAGAUUACCUGGUAGAAGGUUUGCAGAAUGAGAACCUUAGUACCAGUGCGUGGGAGAACAGAGAUGCAAUUCUACGGGGUUUCCAGAAGAUCAAAGCCAGAUACCAUUUGGAUUUCCAGCCCCGAGGAGGUGAUCAACCUGAAAAUUACUCGGGGCAUGACAGCUCUGAAGACAAUCCUAGUGGGGUUCAUGGCCCUUUCUUAAUGUCAGAUGCAUCUUUUAUGUCAGAUUAUCAGGAUGAAGAAAUGGAAGACAUCAUCACAAAAGGAGCCCAGGAGCUAGAGGAUAUCAUAAAGCAGGGGUACCUGGAGAAGAAAUGCAGAGAUCAUGGUUUCUUUGGCUCCGAGUGGCAGAAGCGAUGGUGUGUUGUCAGUAAAGGAAUCUUCUACUACUACUCUAAUGAGAAAAGUAAGCAGCCCAAAGGGACCUUUUUCAUCAAGGACUACAGUGUGCAGAUGGCCCCCCACCUGCGAAGAGAUUCCAAGAAAGAAUCCUGCUUUGAGCUGACCUCACUGGACAGACGUAGCUAUGAGUUUACAGCUAUUAAUCCAGCCGAAGCCAGGGACUGGGUGGACCAAAUAAGUUUCUUGCUGAAGGAUCUAAACUCCUUAACCAUCCCCUAUGAAGAAGAAGAAGAGGAGGAGGAGGAAACAUAUGAUGAUAUUGAUGGCUUUGACUCUUCAAAUACUGGUCCACAUCGAAAACCCAUUAUCUUUCCUGGGAAUGUGGGGAAGAAAGAGAUGGGGAUGGAAGAGGACCAUGAGAAGGAGAAACAAGAGGACGAAGAUAUAUAUGAAGUCCUUCCAGAUGAAGAGCUCGCUCUGAUUGAAGACAGCAAUGGAAAUCAGCCAAAAAGAGGAAACUAUGCUACUUAUUACCAGGGGCUUUGGGACUGUACCAGUGACCAUCCCGAUGAGCUGCCCUUCCAGCGAGGGGAUAUCAUCCGAAUCCUGAGCAAGUCUUUUACAGUUUCUUCCUUUGAGAAAAGGGCUGUUCAGUGGGAUCAUUCUGGCCUCUAUGAAAAUCCCUCUUCGUUGUGGGUCUUCAAUUCUUGCUUUUUCAACUAUUGACCUCCCAAGUCUUCUGACUGUGAAAUCCCCCCCACGUCUGUUGUCAUGGAAAGGCCUGUGAGAGCUGACACAGAGCCCAGGCUAAGAAUGGCACCUCUUUGGCGGAACUUGGACAUGGAUUCCAGAAGAGUCAGAGGAGCAAACCUUUUUGAUGUGUGUAUGUGUGUGCGCGCACUUGUUCCCACACUAUCUCCCUCAUACCUGUUUUUUUCCCACCUAUAAAUACCCUUUAUAGUUUACACGCUUGCCUGCUCGACUUUGUGGAUGUUCAGGAGCAGACAUACUGUUCCUUUUCAUAAACGUACAGCAUCUAUCUUACACGCACCCACUAUCUAUCUCCCCAUUCACGUCGGCUGUCCCAUCCACCUCCUUGUCUGCAGAAUUAUGUUCAGCAAGGUCCCGAUUUAUAGGAAAUAAAUAAUGAAAAUGGCACAGACUGGGAAAGAUAA
Molecule: messenger RNA, 1862 nt
Organism: Monodelphis domestica (gray short-tailed opossum)
Lineage: Eukaryota; Metazoa; Chordata; Mammalia; Didelphimorphia; Didelphidae
Source: RefSeq, a predicted model, not a curated record